Molecule: messenger RNA, 3521 nt
Organism: Ruditapes philippinarum (Manila clam)
Lineage: Eukaryota; Metazoa; Mollusca; Bivalvia; Venerida; Veneridae
Exons: 2
Coding region: 955-3162 (735 amino acids)
Source: RefSeq, a predicted model, not a curated record
GAACGGCAAAUAGUCCAGAAACGUCAGAAAUACAUUAAAGGUCACACGUCUGUCACAGUUUGAAGUUAAACUCGUUCAUCAAGACAGCAAAUAAAAUAUUUCGUGAACACUCGAUACCCCCAUAUUUCAACUUUACUUUAACAGUUUUUGCCCUCACCAUAAAUGGAUUUUGUUUGCCUUCGUCUGCUUUACAAAUAGAGUGGCAAAUCCCUUUUGAAAUGAGAUAAAUCUUUGCUAUUAAUUAUAUUUAUUUUAUUCAAUGUGGUCAUAUGUCUAUCUGAUGUUUGUGUGUUUAUGUCUAUCAUGAAAUUUAUUUUGGUGCGCCAUGAUAACUAAUAUUGAUUAUUAAAUCCAAAUUAUCACUGAAUUAAUAUUUUCUCAAUGAUACUCAAACUAAAAUUCUGGUGUGUCAGCUAUUCCAUUGAUAUUCAUUUAAUUUUUCUAUUUUGCAUUAAAUAAGUGAAUAUUUUUUUUUUAUUAUUAUUAUGUCUUACAUUUUCGCAGGUAGUACCGAAGCGAUCCAGAGGAUCAUCAUUCAGAGUUUCAGAACUUAAAGAUGAACUUAUUAGAUGGUACAACACAAAUCACAGUACAGUUCCUCUUUCACCACUCACAGAUGAUUACGAUACUCCUCUAGCUGGGUUCUACAUUUUGCCAGAAAUUGACAUACACACACAUCUCCCAGGCGGCAGGAAAGAAACAACUAGAGUCGCGUCGUUACAUGACCUGUUUAAAUCCGAUGUUAAUGUUCCACGGGAAAUAAAUUUAUCAGCAGUAGCUGGAUUUGGGAAAACAGCAUUUUCUAAAUACCUUACCGUAGCGUGGUGUCAAUCCCAUCAAAACAAUGAAAACUAUGUUUAUUUUGAAGAAGAGGUAAUAAAUGUUUUAUCUGACUUUAGCUUUUUAUUUCUGGUGUUCUUGAGAGAUUCAACUAAGGUUUGUGAUGUCGAUGACAUGAUCGAGCAACAAGUCAUACAAAAUCUUCCUUGUUCAAACAAAAUGCCUAAAGGUCUUUUAAAGGACAUUUUACGUGAUGAAAAAUGCCUUGUUAUAUUGGAUGGACUUGAUGAAUGGACUCAUCCUGACAAUGAAUGUACAAGACUACCGAAAAGUAUUCCUCAUCGAUAUGCGCGAGAAAAAUGUGUAAUCUUAACAACAACCCGGCCAUGGAAGCUUGGAGUCUCCAACUUGAAGACAAGUCAAAUAGAUAAAACAAUAGAGUUAGUUGAAUUCAACGCAUACUAUUCGAGGCAGUUUAAGAUAAACGCUAUAAAAAUGUUGAUAGGCAACAUUAAAGAGGAUGAACUGAGAAAUAAAGUAAGCAGAUUUGAAGAACAUAUCAGAGACCAUGACCUUAAAGAGAUGGAAUCUACUCCUCUUCUUUUACUCUAUCUGAUAUGUUUAUGGCUCGGAAAUGUUCCAAUUGGCAAUUCCACAGUAGAGCUGUAUACAGGCAUCAUUCAGCUUCUUCUUUCUAGAACAGAAACAAUACAUGGCCAGUUUCAUUCAUCUUGUAUAACGUCUCCAAGUAACGUCCCCGAUUGCUUCAAAAACUAUAAACAUUGCUCUAGCUACUACAUGUUUCUGGUGAGUUUAGGAAAACUAGCUUGUCAUACAUUAUUAAGUGAUAGAAAGGAGAACUCUCUGGUUUUUGAUAAUGAUGUUGCUGAAAAAUAUCUUAACGAAGAAGAUUUGAAAUUAAGCAGUUUGUCAGGAAUUUUAUCAGUAAGUAAAGUUAAAACGUUGAUAAAUGAAAGUUUUAAAAUCUCAUUUGCACAUAAAACGGUGCAAGAAUAUUUUUUAGCAAUUCAUGUAAGUUUUCAAAACACAAAUGAAGGUCAGGAAAUGAUCUUGAAAGAGUGCCAUUGCUUACAAAGUAUUCUAGACAUGUCGAAAGUGUUUGUCUUUAUCAGUCAUAUGAACCCUACGUUAAUGUCUGCAAUAUCAAGUGAUUUGAUGUCUGUGAUAAAUGAUGAUGAGAAAACAAACAUUUACAGAACUAUGACAGAAUAUCAUUACGUGUAUUCUGAUCCAUUAAAAGACAUACAAGACAUGUAUACUUCAUGUGCUAAAGAAUGUCAAGGAAACGAAAGCCUCAAAUUCUGUCUACAAGAUUUCUUUAUUGAUGGAAAAUGUCUACAAGUAAACUACUUCAUUCAGUUACAACAUCUGUGUCAAGAAAAUAAAGGAAAAAUAAAAUCAAUUAUGAUUGACAACAAAGGUAUUUGUAGUGUACAAGAAAUUUGCAGUUUGUUCGAACUCUCAUAUCUUCAAAAUAUAGAGAAAUUAUGGUAUAGGGGAGAAAUUUUAGAAGAGGAAAUGAUAAGCUUGAUUUUGCACCCUUUAAAAUGUAUAGCUGUAAGAUCUAGCAAAUGGAAAUAUGAUACAUUUGAACGACAUUUAUGCCAUCUAUCUGGAGAGCUAUAUAGACGACUGGUAAAAUUACCGCACCUGGAGUGUUUAAAAAUAAGCAGUUUUACUAUGACCCACGAGGUAAUGGAGACAUUGUUAAAUUUCCUCACUAGUAAAAAAUCAAUGAAACAUAUAGACUUAAGCAACCUGUACUGUAGUGAUCACGGUAAUACUUCAUGUUGGGGCUUUAACAUUGACCUGUCACAACAUUUACAUCUAAGAGGUUUAGGAUUGUACACUAUACCCGUGUCACAGUUAAAAAUGAAUGUAUCGUUGUUAGAGAAAUGUACUGUUGGUAACUUAUAUGAACCUGGCGUUGUGUCAUCAUAUCUCAGCCGACUCCCUGAAGCAAGUAAACUACAAAUAUUUAGGUGUUUCCAUUUAAAAUCUUCCAGUGACAUUGAUACAAUGAUACUCAAAUUGCCCUUGUUACUUUAUGUGAAAGAUGUCUGGUUGGCAGGAAUAAAUCUUGGUAAAAGAACAAUAAAACUGUCACCUGAAAUGCGCAAUUUAAAACUGGUGUUUUUAGAUGUUAUUACAAUGUCUUGUUCAGUGUUACAUGAUCUAAUUAAAGUCAUAAACAAACUACCACAAACUGUAACAAUAAGGAUAGAAGGUUGUUAUAUAAAAACAAAGAGAGAAUUUGAAAAUUUUAAAAGAUUUGUCAAGCACUCUGAUAAAUUUUUUAUCAAUUAUGAUGGCACUAUGCAGUCUCGAAAGUACGGGUUUGAGUUUAAAACAGCUAAUUAAAAUUGAAAUAAAAAGGCGUGUAGAAACAAUUUAUUAAAUAUGUAGUGACAAUUGUUACGGAUUAAUGUUAUACUGUUUUUAUUACUGUUUAAAUCAAACUACUGCACAAGUUACAUUAACUUAAAGGAUGGCUGGUUGUGACAUCUUGUACGUCUUGUCGUAUAAUACAAGCAACAGAAUUUAAAACAUUCAGACAGGUUUGAUGGCACCAAUAGGUCUUAAAGGUUACAACUUAAUUCUGUAAAGUGUGGGUUUGAGCUGAAAACAAGAACAAAUUUGAAAUUAAAGAUAUUCUAUGCUCAUCGUUGUGUUAAAUAUUUCUGUUGCAAAAAUGUAUUGAAAUAUAGGAAAUUCCUAAU